AUGCAAAAUCUAUAUAAACCUGAAAAGGUUACUAGUACUAGUACUAUUACUACUACUACUACUGCUACUACUACUACUACUACUACUACUACUACUACUAAUACUACUACUACUACUACUACUACUACUACUACUACUACUUUAAACAGGAUGAUGAGAUACAAUAUAUCAUCCAAUCUAUCAAUAUCAUUAUUUCUGAUCGUGAUCUGGUUAUACAGAUCCUUCAAUUGUAUAGAUAUUUGCAAACAUCCAGAUCCCCAACAUUAUCAUAGACAAGUAUUUGAAAAUGAUACAUAUCAUCUUUCUCUUCAUUAUAAUUAUUUACUUAGAAUUAGUCGUCGUCCAUUAGUUUUAAAUGGUAACUUUCAUCCAUUCCCUCCUCCUCAACACAUAACCACGAAAUUCAUAUUUCCAUAUUAUAAUAACGAUGUUGAUCAAAUUGUUAUUUAUCGUCAUCGAGGUAAAGGUUUAAUAGAGAUAUUCAAUGAUAAGAAAUUUGGAACAAUUUCAAAUUAUAUUAGAUUUUUCUCAAAAGUUAAACUUAAAAUAUUCAGUGAUGAUAAAUUAUUCGCUGUCAAAUCAUCUUUUAUGGAAAAAGUUAAAAAUAAAGAGAUUACAGCCAAGAUAACUAAUGUGAUAUAUCCUAAUGGGAAGAUAUUAUUCUAUUAUGAGAAUAUUCCCAAGGAAAUUAAAAUGAGAAAACGGGAAUCGAAAAUCACUGGUGAUAUAAAGUGUGAAACAGGUAAUAUGGUAUAUGAAAUAGAUGUUCCUGUUAAAUGGAUCAAAACUGGUACAUUAGUGGAGUAUGAACCCAUAGGGAAUAUUUGUCCAAAAUACAAUUCAAUUGAAGAAUGUCAAUACGAAACAACAUGUAUUUGGUUGAAAGAAGGUAACAUAUGCAUACCCAAUAAUGAUAAAGAUAAAAAUCAUUCGAUAGCAAACGUAUUGCCUAUUCAGAAUAGUUCAGAUGUUAACGUAUUGAGUCCAUCAACAACCAUCAAACAUAAUGAAACAACAUCGAAUAUGAUUGAAGUUGAGGUUGUGAAAAAGCUGAAUGGAACAUCCGAAGAAACUGUUCAACACUCGGUAAAUAUUUGAUAUUUAAUAAUAAAUGUUACUUUUUUGUUUUUCUUCAAAAUAUGACUACGUACACAAACAAAGAGAAACAACAGAAGAAGUCACCUCAGUACUUAUAUAUUAUGUUUCCUUUGUGAUUCAUCAUAUCUAUUCAGAUUUGAGUACAAUAGCUUCUUUCCAUGGAAAUAGUAAACAACAGAUAAAUAGUGUGGAAAAGAAGAUUGAGGAGCUGUAGCAUAAGAUUUUGGCAUUACGAGUGAAUCAUUAAGAGGAUAAUAUGUGUUACACUUGUGGAGGGACAGGAAACUUUAAGAUAUACUGUCCAACGAGAAGAAAUCGGAUAUAUUUUAAACGUUAUAACACGUUGUUUUCUCUUCUAUCAUCAUGACUGACAAUAGUGUAUAAUGAUUAGUGAAUUCAAUGAAUAAUCACAAUUGAUUGAUCACUGG
Molecule: messenger RNA, 1526 nt
Organism: Schistosoma rodhaini
Lineage: Eukaryota; Metazoa; Platyhelminthes; Trematoda; Strigeidida; Schistosomatidae
Source: the annotation of a GenBank genome assembly